Messenger RNA from Coregonus clupeaformis (lake whitefish), 1178 nucleotides. It is a transcript of the gene prr13, whose product is annotated as proline rich 13. The transcript is spliced from 4 exons. The coding region runs from base 159 to 722 and encodes 187 amino acids. The record is from RefSeq and is a predicted model, not a curated record. Lineage: Eukaryota; Metazoa; Chordata; Actinopteri; Salmoniformes; Salmonidae.
ACCAAUUCUGAGGAUUGUAUUUCCCUACUAGUCCCACGCCUAUCCGGAAGAGAAACUGCAACGAAUUCGUGAGAAACUUUCUGAGAUCGACAUCAAGAAGCUACCGCAGGAGAUCAUCUGAGAUCACCACUUUUUCAUACUCAUAUUCAGGACAUAAGAUGUGGCCUAGCCAAGGUCCCCCUGGACAGAACCCGGCCUUCCCCCCUGCCUACAACCCCGCAUUCCCUGCUGGUCCAAACCCAGCACACCCCCAAGGCCAGAACCCCAUGUACGCGCCUGGCACAAACCCUGCCUAUCCCCCCGGUAUGGCUCCUGGUAUGAAUCCAGCCAUGCCUCCGGGAUCCGGUAUGGCUCCCGGUAUGGCUCCUGGUAUGAAUCCAGCCAUGCCUCCGGGAUCAAUGCCCUAUGGACAACACCCAGGAGGACAACACCCUUAUCCAGCUGGACCAGGUGUACCUGGUUACCCAGGAGUCCACCCAGGCCCCUACCCUGGUGGGGUCCACCCAGGUGGAGUUUACCCCGGGGGCAUGCAUCCAGGCAUGGCUGGGGGUGUGGCGGGAGUCGGGAUGGGGGUCGUUGGACACAAGGCGCAAAAGAAGAUGAUGAAGAAGGCGAAGAAGGCGAAGAAGGCCCACAAAGCCGAUAAACACCUGAAGCAUCAUGGAGGCCACAGGAAGCACUCUUCAAGCAGUAGUAGCAGCAGCAGCAGUGAUGAGGAGUAAAUGUCACCCAGUGAUGUCACCAACAACAUCCAACACAGUGUCAGAAAGACAUCUUGAAUUAAAAUAGAAGAAGAGGACAUUUUCCAUUUAAAGUUGCAAUGAGGUUAAGGAAUGUGUUGUGGUUGGGAUGGGGGACUAUUAUUAAGAAUGGAAGAAAAAAACAAAACAUUUUGAAUAUGAAUUUGUAUAACACUGUAACAAAAGUAUGUAUAAUUAACACAAUUAUGACUUCAUAGUCUUAACAUUUAGGGAUAGAGGCCAAUGAAUGUAUGCAUAUCCUCAUGACUAUGCACUAUCAUGUAUAAUAUUGUACCUUUACACUGAUGAGAAAUUAUAUUUCAAAUGGUUGAUAUAUUUCCAAAUAGAAAUAAUAUAUAGGAUAUAGCUGAACAAGUGAGAUGUGUGGAAUUUCCCCAGUAAAAAAUCAAAUAAAUAUUGAUUUUAAUACUGGAAUCA